This is a messenger RNA of Notodromas monacha, 908 nucleotides long. The record is from the annotation of a GenBank genome assembly. Lineage: Eukaryota; Metazoa; Arthropoda; Ostracoda; Podocopida; Cyprididae.
GUUCCAGGUCCAGCAGAAUUGGCAGUGGCUGAACUGGUUGGAGAUCAGUGCAAAGUUGACGAAGAAGCACUCAUGUGCAGUGGAAUGACGGCCAAUACACCAUUUUGCAAGCCGCUGGUUGGUCAAUUCAUGGUUUCGCACCCACCAGCCAUCAAACGCCGGUCAGUCCAACCGCCUGCCAGGGCAGUCCUUGGUCUUGCCAAUCCCCAGCCCACUGAAUGGUGGUCCGGUCACCCAAUUGUUGGGGCACCCAAACAAUUGGGUGACAAUAAUCAUGCUGAUUCUCUCCAGAAUUUGAUGAGCAGAAUGGUAUCCUACCACAGGAUAUUUUUUUUGCAAAAUUUCAGCAAUGUUAGAUUGUUUGGGUCACCCAACAAUUGGGUGACCGGACCGAGGUUUGGUGGGCUGUGGAUUGGCAAGGCCAAGGACUGCCCUGGCUGGCGGUUGGACCGACCAGCGCUUGAUGGCUGGCGGGCCCAGGGUGUUGGUGGAAUGCCUAUCAUGAUCCAAAUAGACGAGAAACUCAUCAUCGUGGGCAUUGAGACCUACGGAGAUUGCCAGGACGGAAUCGUGCACGGAAUAUACCUUCCGGCACACGAAGAAUUUUUGCUGCAGAACAUGUGACGAAAUCGUCUGGAAAGAAAAGGAGCCAAAUAGGAAGAACACAGUUUUUUCCUGCUUUCUGUACUUGUCUGACAUGGAUAGAAACGGCGUUAUUUGCGGACCUCAUCUCCAAGAAAAUUGACGAUUUAAUUUUACAGCUGCUCGCAAGCAGAGUGUGUGCUCUAUGUAAUUUUCGAAGGAAAGAAAAAAGUUUCUGAAUCAUGCUCAAUCCUAGAAAGAAAAAAAAUAAUGAAGGUAAAAUUCUCUUGCAUUGUCUGGCAUUUCCAGAAGCAUUCUUUGUCUGG